Messenger RNA from Chaetomium globosum CBS 148.51, 1020 nucleotides. RefSeq lists its product as uncharacterized. Gene Ontology annotation, biological process: protein deubiquitination; ubiquitin-dependent protein catabolic process. Bases 1 to 1020 code for a protein of 339 amino acids. The transcript is spliced from 3 exons. Gene Ontology annotation, cellular component: cytoplasm. Gene Ontology annotation, molecular function: cysteine-type deubiquitinase activity. The record is from RefSeq and is a predicted model, not a curated record. NCBI's taxonomy places the organism in Eukaryota, Fungi, Ascomycota, Sordariomycetes, Sordariales, Chaetomiaceae.
AUGAGUGGUGGUUGGAAUACCAUCGAGUCCGAUGCUCUCCAGGGCGUUUUUACCUACCUCCUCGACAACCUUGGCGUAAAAGACGUCCAGUUCGAGGAGCUCCUCUCCCUCGACCCCGACGCCCUCGCGCAGCUGUACCCGGUCUACGGCGUCAUCUUCCUCUUCAAGUUCCCCACCGACACUCCCUACCACGCCGGCGACAAGCCCCUCGACGGCACCUUUGACGAAGAUGCCUCGGAGCGCCUCUUCUUCGCCGCGCAGACCAUCCAGAACGCCUGCGGCACGCAGGCCCUGCUCAGCGUCCUGCUCAACAAGACCCCCGACGGCACCACCCCGCCCGACGAGACCAUCAACAUCGGGCCGACGCUCACCGACUUCCGCGACUUCACCAUGGCGCUGCCGCCCGAGUACCGCGGCGAGGCCCUCUCCAACAGCGAGCUGAUCCGCGACGUGCACAACAGCUUCGCGCGCUCCUCCCCCUUCGCCGACGAGACCCAGCGCCAGGCCGGCGACGAGGGCGAGGACGCCUUCCACUUCGUGGCCUACACCGCCGUCAACGGCACGCUGUACGAGCUGGACGGCCUGCAGCGGGCGCCCAUCAGCCACGGGCCGUGCGGCGGGCCGGGGCAGGAGGGGGGGGAGGCCGGGUUCCCCGCGCGGGUGAUGGAGGUGCUGCAGCGGCGGGUGGCGCGGUACGACGCGGCCGAGAUCCGCUUCAACCUGCUGGCCAUGGUGCGCGACCUGCGGGUGCGGGCGCGCGAGAUCGGCGACCCGGAGAUGCUCGCGCGCGAGGAGCGCAAACGCCGCGACUGGCAGUUCGAGAACGCCCUGCGCCGCCACAACUUUGUCGGCUUCGCCGGCGAGGUGCUCAAGGGCGUUGUCGCUGCCAAGUUGAAGGAGGGCGGCGGCGCGUACGAGACGUGGGUGGAGCAGGGGAAGCAGAAGAUGCUCAAGAGGGCGGAGGAGCGGAAGAAGGGGGCUGGUGGCGGGGGAGGGGGAGAUGUGGAGAUGGCUGGGUAG